AUGAAUUUUAUCAAACUUUUCGUCGAUCUUAAUCAAUUGAAAAAUAUCGAGAAUUUCAAUCAAUUCAAAGUUCCAUCCGAUCAAUUAUUUGAUAUUAAUGAAGCAACUGGAGGUGCACCGUUUCGUGUCGCUCUAAGUCGUGUAAAACGACAAAAGCUCAAACGUACCGAUUCUAAAUUUUCUCCAUUUCUAUCAAUGAAAACUUCAUUGUAUUCACCAUUCUAUGUUCUACCUCCAGGAUUUGUUCCACGUUCACCGCAUUCGUCAGAAGAUGAAGUUGAUGAUCAUGAAUAUUAUCGUGUUAAUGGAAUGCCACCAAAUUUCCGAGAAUAA
Molecule: messenger RNA, 333 nt
Organism: Adineta ricciae
Lineage: Eukaryota; Metazoa; Rotifera; Eurotatoria; Adinetida; Adinetidae
Source: the annotation of a GenBank genome assembly